Messenger RNA from Prorocentrum cordatum, 1550 nucleotides. The record is from the annotation of a GenBank genome assembly. NCBI's taxonomy places the organism in Eukaryota, Dinophyceae, Prorocentrales, Prorocentraceae.
CAUGCACGCCGCGGACACCCUGUGGCUGGUGUUCAUCUUGAUCGGGUUCCGCAGCGCAAUCUAUGAUAAAAAGGGGUCCGUGGUCGUGGACGCCUGGCAGAUCGCGGCGCACUACGCACGCACGUGGCUGUUCCUGGACUUGCUCUCCGCGUGGCCAGCGUUCCUCGCGCCCGAAGGCACGGCAGCCUACAGCGCGUGCAUGCUGCUGAAGCUGUCUCGGACGCCGAGGCUGGCACCGCUGAUCUCCCUCUUCCAGAAGGAGUACCAGACCCACUAUCUGACACCUAUGAAGUGGGGACUCCUGAUUCUGCUGCUGUCGCACAGCAUGGCUUGUUUCUGGCGAUUGGUGCAGUGCGAUGUCGAGUCGCGCAUCGUCCAUGGAAUCAGCCAACACAGCCUGGACUUGUAUUGCGAGGGCAGCGACUGGUGGCACCUGUACGUGAGCGACAUGUACUGGAUGAUCAUGACCCUAAGCACCGUGGGCUACGGUGACAUUUAUCCGUACAACACCCUGGCAAGGAUGUUCGCCAUAUUCGUGAUGUUUUUGGGCCCCAUCUUCUUCGGGAGCGUGGUGGCGGGGCUCACGCACGUGAUGAACAAGCUCUUCGACGAGACGGUGGAGAGCGCCGUGGCCACGAUGUCGCAGUUCAUGCGGCGCCACCGCGUCCCGCUGGGCCUGCAGCGCCGGGUGGAGCGCAGCCUGCGGCAGGCGCUCCGCAGCGAGGUCACCAGCUCGCCGCUCGAUCCCGAGCUCUUCGCGCGCCUCUCGCCCGUGCUCCAGCGCACGUUCUCCUUCGCGAUCCUGAACGGCACGAUCGGGCGCUUCCCGCUCUUCCGGGGGGCGAUCCACUCCUUCGUGGCGGAGAUCGCCCAGGCGCACAUGCUCGUGCACUGCUCCGCCGACGACCUGGUGGGAGAGGCUGGGCAGCUCGUGGAGGAUAUGGUUUUUGUCGUCAACGGCAAGCUGGUUGCCUGCUUCAGCGCAACCUGGCCAGACAGGCUGGACGUCUCCAUCGAGGAGCUGGCCCAGGUCGGAGACGGGACGGGACGGCUCAUGACGCAGUUCAUCGGGGUUGCCGCAGCACCGACGACCACUAACGGCCUCACCGGCAAGAGGAGGAUCAUGAGUAGGGGCGCCUGGUUCGGUGAGUCCUGCCUGGUGAACCGACAGCACGUCCGCACCGCGAACUUCAUCGCGCAGGGAGUUUCUGAGCUAGCGGUGCUGAACAAGGAAGAGUAUGUCAGGGUGAUGAACCGGUACCCCGCGAUGCUGAAGAGGCACGCUCGUUUUGUGGACGGGAUUGGCCAGGGCACCAUCAGCCUCGCGGACAUAUCCUGGACUCCAGCAAGAGUGCAGCCUUCGUGGCGGCAGCAGCGCUCCACGUGGGCGCGCGCCACGCGGCAGCAGCGCUCCACCGUCUACUGAGUGGCGACUCCGCGGGGAGGGGUCGCCGCCAGCACGGCUGCCGCUGCCCCGUGCCCGCCGCGGGCGCAGGCCUGGGCGAGCCGGGGCCGCCGCUCGGCGCCCGUCUCCUCCUCCUCCUCUCUAU